ACACACAGUGUGAAGAGUUAUAAACAAGAAUUGCCAGCGUGUGAGAGAUGCGGUUUACGCACUUGGCAGACACACACAUACAUGUAGUGAAACCCGCCCACACGCACACUACAUACACACAGACUAACAUUACUAGAAUUCUCCACACACGCACAUCACGUGACGAGCGCGUCUGCCCUCUGCUCACCCCCCCACUCCUCCCCCUCUUACUGACGUCACCGCCCCCAGCGCCCUGGAGCCCCGCAGACAGAGCCGACAGACAGCAGGAGGGAGGCGGCCCGUGUGCAGCGGUGACGUCACGAGCUGUGUACCGAAGGGAGGGGAGCCUGGCUGGCACCGAGCAGGAGAAGGACCGGGACCAGAGGAAGAGACGUUUCCCCUGAGCCAGCUAGGUAGGCAAAGGCUAUCCCGGGCCGCAUCAUUUCCGUGGCUUAGGCUGCGUGCCCCUCAAUUGAAGGGAAUAUGCAGGAUUGCCCUGGAGGUUACUAGGGGACAGCUCUCCUGCACCUGCCCUGCAUCUGAACACUGGCUGCUGCUGCUGGAGAUGUACCAUUAGGUUGUUGAUCUACAACCAGAAGCUGCUUGCUUGCUGUUCAUUCCUGGAUAUGCCUUUAUAUGAAGCUCUGUUAAGUGGGUCCUGGAAAACACAUUGCUGGAAGGACUGUCGCCAUUUAAUGCUCGUGCUACCAGCCAGCUUCAAUCCUAUGUGUUUGUUCUGAGUUCAUUUCCAUUUUGCAGCAUAAAUUGCAAUACAUACAUUGAAAAUUACAGUUCACGCUGUUGCAAGUUUCAGUAAAAGUAAUAGUAUAUAUGCACCUUGGUAAAAAAAAUUCUAUGCACAUAGUGCUCUUUUCUGUUUCACAAGCAGCUUGUUAAAAUAAUUUUAUCAUUUUGUUUUUUUUAUUACAGCUGUAGAUAUUUAAACCUAUCACAGGAAUAUAUAUAUAUAUAGAUAUAGAUAUAGAUAUAGAUAUAGAUAUAUAUAUAUAUAUAUAUAUAUAUAUAUAUAUAUAUAUAUAUAUAUAUAGAUACAGAGUAUACAUAGAGUAUACACAGAGUUAAAAGAUGUAACUUAAACAUUUCAGAGCUCUUAGCUAUGGUACAUCAUUGCUGGAAUGUUGCCUCCUAGAGUGAACCAUUGCUUGUUUUUAUAGUUUUUAUAGAUUUUUAAUCACAAACGAAUCUAAACAUGGGUGAAGAUGGUAGCCCUCCACUGAAAAAGCUUGCUAAAGAAAUGGAUAUCAGUAUUGAGGUUCCUAAUGUUGCCAAGAAGGUAAUUACAAUAAAGAUGGAAAUAGAUGAUUAUAAAGAACCAUCUGCUGAGGAGAAUGCUGAGAGUAUCGGUGCAAACAGUGUUUCACUCUGUGGCUCCUCUGACUUAAACCCAGGAUUGAAACACACCUUGGCGCAGUUUAAUUUGAGCAGUCGAAGUUCGUUGGGCGGACCUGCAGCGUUUUCAGCACGGUUCUCUCAUGAAAACAUGUCCCCAACAGUGUUUUUACCUCUUCCUUCCCCUCAAAUUCACCCAGGACCCCUUCUUAUUCCUUCAGACAGUUCAACAGAGCUUACACAGACUGAUCUUGAAGGGGAAUCCAUUUCUUGUUUUAUGGUAGGAGGGGAAAAAAGACUUUGCCUCCCUCAAGUCUUAAAUUCCGUUCUCCGGGACUUCUCACUCCAGCAAAUUAACAUUGUCUGUGAUGAAAUGUAUAUAUAUUGCUCACGGUGUACUUCGGACCAGCUCCACAUUUUAAAGGUUCUGGGCAUACUUCCAUUUAAUGCCCCCUCUUGUGGUUUGAUCACACUAACUGAUGCUCAGAGACUAUGCAAUGCUCUUUUGCGGCCACAGACUUUUCCACAAAAUGGAAGCUUGCUGCCUGCAAAAAACUCUUUGGCUCAAUUAAAGGAAACUGGUAGUGCCUUUGAAGUGGAGCAUGAUUGUUUAGGAAAGUGCCAGGGUUUAUUUGCACCUCAUCUUUUCUCCCAGCCAGAUGCCCCUUGCAUUCAAUGUUUGGAAUGUUAUGGGAUGUUCUCAACUCAAACCUUUGUGAUGCACUCUCACAGAUCCCCUGACAAAAGGACUUGCCAUUGGGGUUUUGACUCUGCUAAGUGGCACUGUUAUGUCCAUCUUAGUCCAAAAUAUCUAGACACACCUGAAGGUAAAAAGAUGAAUGCGCUCCUAAAGGAAAUGAAAGAAAAAUUCAGCAAGAAAAAUCAGCCGAAAAGGAUUCAACCAAAAGGGGAACAUAUCCAGACAUUGGAAUUACCCUCUUGGUACCCAGUCAUAAAGCAAGAAGAUGAUCCCACUAAUAGACCACAUUUGUUGCACCCCAGCUACUAUCUGUACAUGUAUGAUAAGGUUGUGGCACCAAAUGUGUCCCUCACAGCUACUGUAUCGCAGUGCAAGGAAGCAAAAAUAGCAAAGAAAGAGGUUGUGACCAGCAAAUAUUCUGUGGAGCUAGAGAAGCAGGCAAGAUGCGGCAAACAUAAAUCUGCUACCUCAUACCCUGACCUCUCCAUAGAGGAACAAGAGAGGGUAGAUCUGAAAUCCAACAUAGAGAAAAGUAACAAUAAACAGCCCAAUGCAGUGGAUGUGGAAAAGGACGGAUCUACUUGUAAUAAGGAUGUUCUCUGUGUGGAUGACAAAAGCCAAAUUAUGGAAGAAGUUGUCAAAACAUUCUUGAAACAGCAAGAGAAACUGAAUUAUAUUCUGCAGAAGAAGCAGCAAAUUCAAAUGGAAGUUGAACUGCUAAGCAAUUCCAAAACUAUGAAGGACCUGACUGCGGAGCAACAGAACUUGCAGAAAGAGUUUGAAUCCUUGCAGACUGAGCACAUGCUAAAAAUGGAGGAAUUAUAUGAUGAGCAGCGAGAUUUGGAAGAAAAGCUGAAGCAAGUUAAAAAGCAGAAGUGCUCAUGUGAUUUGAACACAGACAGGGACAAAGAAACACAAUAUGCAAACCAGUUGACAGAACUACGGCAAAGGCUGGACCAAGCUGAAGCAGACAGACGAGAGCUUCAGGACGAGUUAAGGCGUGAACGAGAAGCCAGGGAGAAACUGGAGAUGAUGAUUAAAGAGCUGAAGCUUCAGAUUUUGAAAUCUGCUAAAAGUGGGGAUGGGGAGUAAAGUAUGCAGCACCCAGAUAAUACAUUACACUUCAAACAGGGUUUAUUUACUUAAUAUGGAGAGAACAGUGUGGCAUGUUUUAAUAUAUGCGCUUCCCUGUCAUAUGAAACAUUCUUCAUAUGUCUGUGUAGUUUGUAAUACCUUCUAAAUGAAGGCGUCACCAGUAAUGUCUGGCUGGGUGCUUAACUUUUCUUGUUUUUGUUUUGUAAGACCAAACUGUUUUUUGUUUUUAAUCUUGAGAUAUGAAUGAUAUUUAUAAUCUUAUAUGUGCAGCACUUUCUGGCUCCACCUAUAUGGCAGUUGCCAAACCAUUUCACUCAAGUGAAAGGACCAUUUUGAUGCUGCUAACACUUGUUCCCCCACCCCAAUUGCGUGGAGAAGCCAAGCUCCUGGAUAUUGUUAAGAAUGUGUUGUUCUAAAAGUGACAGAUAUAUUGUAAAAGUGUGGAGCUAUGUUUGCCAUAAGAGAUACUGUAUAAGGUGUUGCUUCAAAACUGCUUGAGAGCAUAUAGAGUUUUAAAGGUUAAAAAUAGGAAGCAACUAGUUUCCGAUAUCACUUUUAUCUUCAAUUAGCCCUAUAUGUAUAUGUGUAUAUAUAUAUAUAUAUAUAUAUAUAUAUAUAUAUAUAUAUAUAUAUAUAUAUAUAUAUAUAUAUAUAUAUAUAUAUAUAUAUAUUUGAAAAUUUUAAAUUAGUCCAGCUUGACAUUGGCUGCAGAAGCAGUUUGGGGUUGAACCGAGGACCAGCCCUGUCAUAUUAUGCAAUUGUACUAUUUAUUUAUUUUUUCCAUGAAUUGAAAUCCACCAUUGCAGCUAAGGAAUAAAAAAGUUUCUUGGCAGAAGUUAUGUGGAUAGUAGCAUUGCCCGAACAAUUAGUGUUUGUAAAUUUGCACGUAUGUACUAUUUUUUAAUGCCAGGCAGAGUUAGUAGCUGGCUAUCCAGAUCACGCUGGUACCCAGUCGCGAAUGUCUAGAAAGACAAGGUUUUCCAGAACAGCCCUCCAGGACAGCUGGCUAAGCAUUCAUAAUAUGCUUUUCUCUAAGGGAUAAUUAACCUUGUUCCUACCACAGAUAGAAAAGCAUUGCGCUGAUGCUCCUGCGGCAGAACUUGUGCAAUCCUUGUGUAAUACAUUUAAACUCACUAAAGACAAUGCAGUUUUGCCACACACUUUCUAUAUCUUCUUUUUCUGCCUUAUCAAUAAUUCUGCCUCAACUUAUCAUAUCAUAUACCCAACAUUAGAACUGGAUAACUGAAAUACUUUAUAUAAAGCUCUUCUUCUUUCAUUUCUGAUACAUCCAGGUCUUAGCACGUGUAGAGAGAUUGUGGUCCAAUGUCCGUGCUACCUGAAUAACAGUGAUACAUACCAUUAAUGUUUCAUCCUGUUUAUUUAUUAUUGUAUCUCCUGGUUGUAUGUUUCCUCCGUGUAAAUACUGAAUUAUUCUAAUACUUAAAUAUUUAUCAUAUAAAUUAAUUUAUAAAGCAUUUAUUUGACAUUCAUAUUUUUUAAAGAUGAAACGAUAGUUAACAGUGCCAUAAUUUCAGUAAUGCUUGUGUAAACUUGUAUAUAUUGUAAAAUAUAUCCUAGAUUCACCUUGCUUAAAAAGCUUCACUAAUCAUGCAUUAAUUGAUCCUGUAAAAAUCAGAUAAUACCAUGUUUUACAAGCUACUUAAAAAGACGGUACUUCCUUUAUUGUUUCGUGGUGCAUUGGCUACAGCAUGAAUAUAUUGUAUAGUAGUGAAAAAGUGAGAUGUUUUGUUUCAAUUUUUUUUGUACUGGUGCAGAGUUUUAUCAGAAGGCAGAUGAUUUUGGUUGAGAAAUUGCAGCAUCUAGCAGAAAUAAGAGGUAAUGUAAAUGUUCAAGGCCAUUGCAUUGUUUUCCUAAAUACAUAAAAUAAAAUUAUUAAAAUAGA
Messenger RNA from Xenopus laevis (African clawed frog), 5027 nucleotides. It is a transcript of the gene skil.L, whose product is annotated as SKI-like proto-oncogene L homeolog. Lineage: Eukaryota; Metazoa; Chordata; Amphibia; Anura; Pipidae. Gene Ontology annotation, cellular component: transcription regulator complex; nucleus; cytoplasm. Gene Ontology annotation, molecular function: RNA polymerase II cis-regulatory region sequence-specific DNA binding; DNA-binding transcription factor activity, RNA polymerase II-specific; SMAD binding. Gene Ontology annotation, biological process: negative regulation of transcription by RNA polymerase II; negative regulation of transforming growth factor beta receptor signaling pathway; negative regulation of BMP signaling pathway. The coding region runs from base 1190 to 3121 and encodes 643 amino acids. The transcript has 7 exons. The record is from RefSeq and is a predicted model, not a curated record.